Dibothriocephalus latus is the source of this 942-nucleotide messenger RNA. Lineage: Eukaryota; Metazoa; Platyhelminthes; Cestoda; Diphyllobothriidea; Diphyllobothriidae. The record is from the annotation of a GenBank genome assembly.
AUGAUCUGGCGUAUGCUGCCUGAUUUGGACCUUGCCACUCUGGGAAAAACUCGAUGCCUAAUUCUGGGCGCGGGAACCCUUGGCUGCAAUGUGGCGCGGCAGCUUUUGGCUUGGGGCUUUCGAAAAAUGACAUUGGUCGACAAUGCUUCUGUCUCGUACUCUAAUCCUGUCCGCCAGACCCUCUAUACUUUUGAAGACGCCAAAGCAGGCCUUAAAAAGGUUGAAGCGGCCGCAGCUGGUCUGAAGCGAAUUCACCCCUCUGUGGAGGUGCCUGCUGUGGACCUCACCAUUCCCAUGCCGGGGCACGCCAUCUCUUCCAUUUCUGUCAACACAGAUCCAGCCAUCCAGCCCCAAGUUGUUGCUGCUCGCAAGGCCUGUGAGCAAUUGGACGAACUUAUUCGCACCCAUGAUGUCGUUUUUCUCUUGUUGGACACCCGUGAAGCACGGUGGCUCCCCACCAUGCUUGCUACCUACCACUCCAAGAUUGCGAUUACUGCUGCGCUCGGAUUCGACAGCUAUCUGGUAAUGCGUCACGGUUUACCGCCAGUCCCCGGCACUUCCCCUUCGCAACCGUCCAAUCAAGAAACCUCGUCCAAAGCACUCUCUGGUGACGGCCGUUUACGGAAACUUGCAGGCUCGCAGUUGGGCUGCUACUUCUGCAAUGAUGUGGUUGGACCCUCAAAUUCUCUCCGAGAUCGGACCCUCGAUCAGCAGUGCACUGUCGCCCGACCGGGGACCUCGAUGAUGGCCUCUGCGUUGGCUGUGGAACUCUGUGUUGGUUUGCUCCAUCACACAGAAGGAGCCCAUGCCCCGGCACUAAUGAAGGGAUGUGAGGAUGACCUGGCCUCGAAUUGCGACACUUUUGGACUUCUGCCGCAUCAGGUUAGGGCGUCUGCCUUAUAUCUUUCCAGCCACCUUUUCUGCCCUUGUAUUGUCUCUUAA